Molecule: messenger RNA, 384 nt
Organism: Cokeromyces recurvatus
Lineage: Eukaryota; Fungi; Mucoromycota; Mucoromycetes; Mucorales; Mucoraceae
Exons: 3
Coding region: 1-384 (127 amino acids)
Source: RefSeq, a predicted model, not a curated record
AUGUUUGACUUUAAGAAGCUGGGCAUUCAAAGUUGUGAAAAGCUUCAAGUACUGCCUGAACAAAAAGGAAAGAUGUUUCUCAAUGGAUUGUAUACUGAUGGCUACACGUACAGAGUUCUAUUUGCUAGAAAAGUGCUUCCAUCAUCACCAGAAGACAAUAUCUGUCUAGAGUUGAACGAUUUUACAAGCGAAGAGACCCAGGAAGACGGGAUCCUUUUGUCUCUUAUCAUGGUGACCACUGACAUAUGUCACUUAUCCUCAAUCGAAUAUUACAAUAUGGGUGGAAGUGUAAGACGAAUGAAAGAGCAACAGAAGCGCAAACAGAGAUUAGGUUUUGAAAAGAUUGAAACAGACAUUCUUUCGCCUAAAACUGCGUCUGUUUAA